CAGCAGCAGCGGCAGCGGCAUCAACGUGGUGUGUCGUGGCCGCGGCGGGGACAGCCCACCACGUUACACAUUACACAGCAGGGCUGUUGCAGGAUGGCCGCCGCACUACAUAUAUAAACGGUGCCUGGUGCUUCCCGCCCACACUCUUCUCCCACCCGCGGCCCCUCGAGCACUGCUGUCUCGCAGCCACCGCCGCCCGCCGCUCGCUGGGCCUCCAUCACUAUUUUGUCAGUGUGGGAAUACGGCAACGUUUCUGAUCCUCGGUUUCAACGUGGCAUUUAUUCGGUGUCAUUUUACGACGAUUCUCUUAUAACGAUAAGGGUUUCUUCCCGAAGGUCAUCUACACUUGGCCUUAAGGUGUUGUGCUGGUGGCUGUAUCACGACAUAGUGAGUUAAACGACGACCAUGUUGGCAAGGGAAGGCGCCACGUGACAGGCCGGAUAGAGCAGUGAUUGUCAAGGUCAUCCCUUUGAUAGCCUCACACCUGCAGUGACGGCUGUUGUGAUAACACUGAAACUAGAGUGUAGUGUGAUCCUCAAGGCUGACCUGGGACAGGCAGCCCCCGACCUACGAGGAGAGGUGACUUUACUCAUCAUGGACGUGGUCCGUUGAUACGCUCACGUCCCAAGGCUCGCAGGGUUCACCACGCUACCUUCCUUCACGCUAAGGCGUGCAGGCGGCCAUGUACGGAUUACUCAUCGAAAACUUCAGUGAAUUUAUCAAGAACGAUUAUGGCGAGGAGAAGUGGGAGGAGAUACGUCGCGAGGCUGGUAUCGAGCACAUUGACUUCAGCACGCACAAAAUCUACAGUGAAAGCCUCCUGCCGAAGCUGUCCAGGGCCGCCGUCACCGUUCUCGGGAUCCCUAACGACGAGAUUAUGUUCGCUAUGGGGAGCUUCUUCGUGGAGUUCGUGGGUCAGUACGGCUACGACAGGGUCCUCUCCGUGCUGGGCCGCCACGUGAGGGACUUCCUGAACGGGCUGGACAACCUACACGAGUAUCUUAAGUUCUCCUACCCCCGCAUGAGGCCGCCGUCCUUCUUUUGCGAGAGUGAGUCGAGUGAGGGCAUGCUGCUACACUACAGGUCCAAGAGGCGAGGGUACGCACACUACACCAUGGGGCAGAUCAAGCAGGUGGCGAGUCACUUCUACAACACAGACAUGAAGGUGGAACUGAUGCGGGAGGAGUUUAUAUUCGACACCACACACGUCACUUUCCAGCUCACCUUCGAUAACCGAGCGUACGCCAACCAGGUCAACCUCACGCUGAUCCGGGAGGAGAGGUCACUACCGCUCAGAGGCAACAUUCUCUUCGAAAUCUUCCCCUUCUGCAUCCUCUUCGGGAGCAACAUGCAGGUGCGGUACAUCGGCAACAGCAUGAUGCAAAUAAUGCCGGAGCUGGUGGGCAAGAAAUUGACGGAGUGGUUUGACCUCAUCCGCCCUCAUGUCGAUUUCAAAUUUGAGGCUAUCCUCCGUCGCACCAACAAUAUCUUCGAGCUGAUGACGGUGGAGUCUGUGUUUCAAGCUCAGAGGAAGGUGAACGGCGAGGUGCAUGCCGAGGAGGAGGAAACGGAACACACUUUCAAGCUCAAAGGCCAGAUGAUCUACAUGGAGGAAUGGAAAAUGGUUCUGUUCCUUGGCACUCCAGUUAUGAAGGAUCUCGAUGCCCUUGUCUACUCCGGCCUCUAUAUCAACGACCUCUCGAUGCACGACUUCUCCAGGGACCUGAUGUUGGCGGGGACACAGCAGGCGGUGGAGCUCAAUCUGGCGCUGGAGCAGGAGCAGCACAAGAGUAAGAAGCUUGAGGAGUCCAUGAGAAAACUGGACGAGGAGAUGAAACGAACGGACGAGCUUCUCUAUCAGAUGAUUCCGAUGCAAGUGGCGCAGCGAUUACGUAAAGGAGAGAACCCCGUGGACACCUGUGAGACCUUCGAGAGCGUGACCAUCUUGUUCUCAGACGUGGUCACCUUCACGGAGAUCUGCAGUCGCAUCACACCCAUGGAAGUUGUGUCGAUGCUAAACGCCAUGUACUCAAUCUUCGACAAACUGACUGAGAAGCACAAAGUGUACAAGGUUGAGACUAUCGGUGACGCCUAUAUGGUGGUGGCGGGCGCCCCGGAGCGUCAGGCCAACCACGGCGAGAUGGUGUGCAACAUGGCGCUAGACAUGGUUGAGGCUAUCACCGAGCUCACCGACCCGUCCACAGGGAACCACCUGAGGAUCCGCGUGGGCGUGCACUCCGGCAUGGUAGUGGCAGGCGUGGUGGGACUCAAGAUGCCACGAUACUGCCUUUUCGGUGAUGCCGUCAACACAGCUUCCCGUAUGGAGUCGACAAGUAUGGCUAUGCAAAUUCACAUCUCGCAGACCACACGGGAAAUAAUCUCUGGGAAAUACCAAGUGGAGGAGCGCGGAGAAAUCACAGUGAAGGGCAAAGGGAACAUGAAGACCUACUGGCUGAUUGACUGCGAGGGCCGCCAGUCAGUAAAGGGCCAGAAUAUCGAGAACAUCGGGGAGGAGCGGCGGGGAUCAACAGCCUCAAGUACCUACUUCCCCAUCACCUUCCAGGACGUGAAGAAGAGCUCCCUCACCACCGCGGCCACCCUCACGCCCACCACUACCCUCACCACCACCACCGCUGUGACCAAAACCACCUCCCUGACCACGCCCUCAGCCAGCAAUAACCACGUCAAUAACAAUAGCCAUUCUCACCUGCCCCUUGAAGUACACAGAGUUCCAUUAGACAAGCCAAGAGGUCGCAGCUUUUCCAACGUGGGAUUCUCAAGCCUGGCACUCCCGAAUUUUGAAGCGCCAGCCUCUGUUAGGAAUUCUCCUACUGAGGAGAAGCAUCUAUCCUUCCCGGCACCAGAGCGGCUGGAACGGGUUCGCAGCACCACCCACGAGAAGCCAUCCAAGAACCUUCUCGUCCACCCAACCCAUCCCUUCCACGCCAACCACCAGCAGAACCACACACCGCUGCCUGACGUCCUCAUAGACUACCACCACUCCCAUGACGGCAAGAUAGCGCCCAGCACCUUACACAAGGUGAAGGUCACGCUAGCGACACCCAUGGACGGUAAGGUGGUGGACAUCACUGGCCAGCCAAACAUGGUGGACCGCGGCACCUCCCCCAUCGUGUCUCACACCGGUUGCUCCUCGUUCACCACCAAAAACAGGGUGCAGAGCCACACCUGUCUCAUACUUUAACAUUAGCUGUCAGCGGUCCCUCCACUUGUAGGCACCUGUAGGCUCAGUUUCACUGCCUGGCGCUGGUAACGUCGCCACCGCUGUUUCAUUACUGCCGGUGGGCGAGGCAUCAUCGUCAUCGUAGCGGCGUUAGUGGCGACCGUGAACAUGAGGGACAGGGACACACAUUAUAUCUUGACACCACUCACUCACGUAUAACUUCACUGUCACCACACCUUCAUCACACUGUUAGCAGUGCCGUCCGUCCCCACCGUCGAGAGCAUCGCUGAGCGUAGCCCGGCAUCUCUCCGGCCCCUCCCGGCGCCACGCGCUGUGGCACAUCACCGACAGGCGCUAAAGGGACUAGGUGUCGAUGUAGAAUACAGUGCUGUUUGUAAUACUCUUAUUUGAUUCGAUAAAUGUUUUAUACGCAUAUCCCUAUAUAUAUAUAUAUAUA
Portunus trituberculatus (swimming crab) is the source of this 3638-nucleotide messenger RNA. RefSeq names its product soluble guanylate cyclase 88E-like (gene Gyc88E). The transcript is spliced from 15 exons. The coding region runs from base 683 to 3202 and encodes 839 amino acids. Gene Ontology annotation, cellular component: guanylate cyclase complex, soluble. The record is from RefSeq and is a predicted model, not a curated record. Gene Ontology annotation, molecular function: guanylate cyclase activity; heme binding; oxygen sensor activity. Gene Ontology annotation, biological process: cGMP biosynthetic process; response to oxygen levels; nitric oxide-cGMP-mediated signaling. NCBI's taxonomy places the organism in Eukaryota, Metazoa, Arthropoda, Malacostraca, Decapoda, Portunidae.